CUUAUUUGCCGGUAUAAGAAAAUCAAAUUAAUUUUCCCGCACUCCUUCAUCAUUCUACGGACUAUCCAACACACUCUCGCUGUAGAGCCUUCUAGCAGAGAGGAAAAUGCUGCACGAAAUUCUGCUAGCAUUGCUAGGUUACACCGGCGACCUAAUCGUCGACGAGCGAGAAUGCCAAAAUUCCCUCGGAAUUCUCUCUCCUGAUUCGCCAGUUGCCAAUUUCCCUACCUUCAAGCUCGCCCCUGACCUCUCCUUCAUCGCUCCCAGCGACAGGGAUGUGAUUGAGAGGAUUAUUUCGUUAGGGUUUUACUACAGAGAGUUGGAUCGAUUCGCCACGAAAUCGAGGAAUCUGAGCUGGAUUAGAUCAGCGAGUGCGAACGUGUCUCCAUUGGAAAGAAGCGAAGAGAUUUCUAAGCGGAAGAGUGAGAAUCAGAGUGUGUAUAGGAGGGCAAUUGCUAAUGCCAUUGUUGAGAUUCUUUCGGUUUAUCGGUCGGCGGUUUUGCAAAUUGAGCAGAAGUUGUUAGCUGAUCCUCUUCCCAUUUUGGCCACUGUUACUCAGGGCCUCAACAAGUUUUUUGUUCUUUUGCCUCCUCUAUAUGAGCUUAUUUUAGAGAUAGAGCGAGAUGAUGUUCGUGGAGGAAAGCUUCUCAAUCUAUUGCAUAAAAGAUGUCACUGUGGGGUGCCUGAACUUCAAACCUGCCUUCAGAGGCUGCUUUGGCAUGGGCACCAGGUGAUGUUCAACCAACUCGCAUCUUGGACGGUUUAUGGUAUUCUUCAAGAUCCUUAUGGAGAAUUCUUCAUCAAAUGCGAAGAAGGCAGGGAGCUGGGGAAGGAUUCCUCAAAUCCUGAUAUGAUUCGGAAAUUGACACGCUUAUCAAUAGAAGAUUCCUCUCUAGCUGAUUGGCACUUGGGGUUUCAUAUAUCUUUGGAUAUGCUUCCUGAAUAUAUCCACAUGCGUGUUGCAGAGUCUAUCCUGUUUGCUGGUAAAGCUGUUAGGGUGCUUCGGAACCCCAGCCCUGGUUUUGCACAAGAUUCUUUGAACCAGCAAAUUCCGAGGGAGUCCUACAUAAUUCAAGGAUUUGCUGAUCGCUUUUCCUUCCAAAAAGAUUCUUCAGCAGAUUCAGAACUUACAGGAGAAGAAUUACUACCACAGUCUGAGGCAGAUAAGAUAGAAGCAAUGCUCCAGGAUUUAAAGGAAUCAACGGAAUUUCACAAAAGGUCGUUUGAGUAUGCUGUUGAUUCCAUUCGAGCUAUUGCGGCCAGUCAUCUUUGGCAGCUUGUAGUCGUUCGUGCUGAUCUGAAUGGCCAUUUAAAGGCCCUUAAAGACUAUUUUCUGUUGGCCAAAGGAGAUUUCUUCCAGUGCUUUCUGGAGGAGAGUCGUCAUUUAAUGCGUUUACCACCUCGCCAAUCAACUGCUGAAGCUGAUCUUAUGGUGCCAUUCCAGUUGGCUUCCGUGAAGACAAUCAGUGAUGAAGAUAAAUAUUUCUCUAGAGUAUCAUUACGGAUGCCUUCAAUUGGAGUUUCUGUGAAACAAACCCAAGUUAAUGUACCUAAAUCAAAAGCUUACAGUGGUGGAAGUUCUGGUGCUGCCUCAUCAAACAUUACAGCAGACGUGGAUGGCUGGGAUGGUAUAACUCUUGAAUAUUCUAUCGAUUGGCCCUUGCAAUUGUUUUUCACACAAGAAGUGCUGUCUAAGUACUGUCGUGUAUUUCAGUAUCUGCUACGCCUUAAACGAACACAAAUGGAGUUGGAAAAGUCUUGGGCUUCGGUGAUGCAUCAGGACCAUAGUGAUUUUGCCAAGCAUCGCAACGAACGUAUAAAGUGCUCAAAUUCCCAGCAGCGACGACAACGGUUUAGACCAAUGUGGCGGGUUAGAGAACACAUGGCCUUUCUGAUUAGGAAUCUUCAGUUUUAUAUCCAGGUAGAUGUCAUUGAAUCACAAUGGAAUAUUCUACAAACUCAUAUCCAAGAUUCACGUGAUUUUACCGAGCUUGUGAAUUUUCAUCAAGAGUAUAUGUCAGCCUUGAUUUCUCAGUCAUUCUUGGACAUUGGUUCUGUGUCAAGGAUAUUGGACAGUAUAAUGAAACUUUGUUUGCAGUAUUGCUGGUGCAUUGAAAACCAAGAAAGCCCUAAUGCAGCUGAGUUGGAUCACAUAACUGAGGAAUUUAACAAAAAGUCAAACUCCUUGUACACUAUAUUGCGUAGUAGCCGACUUGCUGGGAGUCAGAGAGCCCCUUUUCUGAGGCGUUUCCUUUUGCGUCUAAACUUCAAUUCAUUCUUUGAGGCAACUGCAAGAGGCGUUCUGAAUGUCGUUAGGCCACGUCCUUCUCUUCCAGUAUUGCAGCAAUAAGCUUAUAAUUAGUGUUUCUGUUGUCAGCAAAUCUGAGGCACUGCAGUGCUUCAUUGGAUCUACUUCUAUUUAUGUGCUCUUCCUGUGAUAUAGCAACUUGAAAACGGUAUCUCUGUUGGCAAAUAAGAUUUGGCGCAAUGUUUCAGUGGCUCUGCUGUUUCUGUUUAUAUUUUCUUUGUUACAGGUGGCUAAAUUUGAUUGAUUGUGUAGAUCUGUAUCUCUGGCCAGUAAGUGUAACAUUAGCACAUUUUAGAUUUUAAAGCUUCUGAUGUUACUCAAAGAAUGUACAUAAAAAAAUUGAUGUUGGAAGUACGAAAUAGCUGGAUUUAAAGUUUUGGUAUA
Molecule: messenger RNA, 2692 nt
Organism: Spinacia oleracea (spinach)
Lineage: Eukaryota; Viridiplantae; Streptophyta; Magnoliopsida; Caryophyllales; Amaranthaceae
Product: gamma-tubulin complex component 4
Exons: 16
Coding region: 107-2350 (747 amino acids)
Biological process (GO): meiotic cell cycle; mitotic cell cycle; microtubule nucleation
Cellular component (GO): microtubule organizing center; gamma-tubulin complex; spindle pole
Molecular function (GO): microtubule minus-end binding; gamma-tubulin binding
Source: RefSeq, a predicted model, not a curated record